Molecule: messenger RNA, 3384 nt
Organism: Nothobranchius furzeri (turquoise killifish)
Lineage: Eukaryota; Metazoa; Chordata; Actinopteri; Cyprinodontiformes; Nothobranchiidae
Source: RefSeq, a predicted model, not a curated record
GGUCUAGGGUCAUCAGAGAGAGUCUGGAUCAGGUCUAGGGUCAUCAGGGGGAGUCUGGGUCAGGUCUAGGGUCUUUUAUAAGUGCCACUUGAUUCUGAGGAGAUUCUUUACUACAUUAAGAGAUAAAAGCUUUUAUGAAAACCAGUUUGGACGUUGGUUAUUGACACUGUUUAAUUCUUGCCUGUGAACAAAGUAGUUUACAGUUAACGUGAGAACAUUGUUUCCAGGCUGGAAAAGAUAAAACAAGGCACAACAAAGAAGAAUUUACUGGUCCUCAUAGAACCACUGACCCUCCAUCUUCUGACCCAGUGACCACCGAUGGAAUGGGUCUCAGAUCCAGACUCUCUUUCAGGAAGAAGGUAUAUAGACGACGGAACAUCAAGAAGCUGAAGCAUCUAGACUUCAGGAUGCUGCUACCGGAGGACUCCAACAUGGAGGUGCUCUCUACCCUUGAGCCGGUCCCAGAUCAGCGCAGCCAUGAGGUGGUGGCUGCUGGUGAGGAAGAGGAGCAGCCAGAUAAGGAGGAAGCAGCAGAGAGCCUGGACCUGCCACCUGUGACCACCAAGGAGGAAGAAGAGGAGGGGAAACCACCUCCAGGAAACCAUGGACCAUUCCAGGUGGACCUGAAAGACCCAGGGACAACAAUGCUAUCAGGAGCUCCUUCUGUGGGUAACAGACCCGAUGGUCCUGGGACCAGCGCACUACAGACACACGUAGUUCUGAGGGUCCGGUUACUGGAGGACUCUGAGACUGAGGUUCUCUCUGACACCGUGUUUACGACAACUCCAGUCCAGGACCUGAAGUGUCCUUGUGGUCUACAGGAGUCUGACUUCCUGGACCACCUGAGGUCCUCCUUCCCUCAGCUGGCUAACGGAGAACCUUUUGACAUCUUCAAAACCAAUCGCAACAGGAAGCUUCUUCCUCUGAGAGUAAAAGCUCUGACUCCAGAGGAGAUCUACUCCACCGUAGAAUCCACCGGAUACUCCACCCUCUACAUUCGCCUGAAGGCUGGAAAAGAUAAAACAAGGCACAACAAAGAAGAAUUUACUGGUCCUCAUAGAACCACUGACCCUCCAUCUUCUGACCCAGUGACCACCGAUGGAACGGGUCUCAGAUCCAGACUCUCUUUCAGGAAGAAGGUAUAUAGACGACGGAACAUCAAGAAGCUGAAGCAUCUAGACUUCAGGAUGCUGCUACCGGAGGACUCCAACAUGGAGGUGCUCUCUACCCUUGAGCCGGUCCCAGAUCAGCGCAGCCAUGAGGUGGUGGCUGCUGGUGAGGAAGAGGAGCAGCCAGAUAAGGAGGAAGCAGCAGAGAGCCUGGACCUGCCACCUGUGACCACCAAGGAGGAAGAAGAGGAGGGGAAACCACCUCCAGGAAACCAUGGACCAUUCCAGGUGGACCUGAAAGACCCAGGGACAACAAUGCUAUCAGGAGCUCCUUCUGUGGGUAACAGACCCGAUGGUCCUGGGACCAGCGCUCUACAGAAACACGUAGUUCUGAGGGUCCGGUUACUGGAGGACUCUGAGACUGAGGUUCUCUCUGACACCGUGUUUACGACAACUCCAGUCCAGGACCUGAAGUGUCCUUGUGGUCUACAGGAGUCUGACUUCCUGGACCACCUGAGGUCCUCCUUCCCUCAGCUGGCUAACGGAGAACCUUUUGACAUCUUCAAAACCAAUCGCAACAGGAAGCUUCUUCCUCUGAGAGUAAAAGCUCUGACUCCAGAGGAGAUCUACUCCACCGUAGAAUCCACCGGAUACUCCACCCUCUACAUUCGCCUGAAGGCUGGAAAAGAUAAAACAAGGCACAACAACGAAGAAUUUACUGGUCCUCAAAGAACCACUGACCCUCCAUCUUCUGACCCAGUGACCACCGUUGGAACGGGUCUCAGAUCCAGACUCUCUUUCAGGAAGAAGGUAUAUAGACGACGGAACAUCAAGAAGCUGAAGCAUCUAGACUUCAGGAUCCUGCUACUGGAGGACUCCAACAUGGAGGUGCUCUCUACCCUUGUGUAUCAGAAAACUCCAGCCCGGUACCUGAAGUGUCCUCGUGGUCUACAGGAGUCGGAAUUCCUUGACCUUCUGAGGUCCUCCUUCCCUCAGCUGGCUAACGGAGAACAGUUUGACCUCUUCACAGCUAAUCAACGCAAGAGGCUGCUGCCUCUGAGGGUGAACUUUCUGACUCCAGAGGAGAUCUACUCCACCAUCACAUCCAUCGGAUAUUCAUACCUCUAUAUUCGCCUGAAGGGAGGCCAGAAAUCAGAGGAGAAAAUGGAAGAUGGUUUUCCUCGAGUCACCAGCCCUCUUCCUGUCCACCCACUGCUCCAGAAGAAGACAGAAACUCGGCUCCACACAAGCCCUCUUCACAUUGCUGACAGUAGAGGAGACGGUUUGUCCAGCAGCUCAGCGUCAAAACCAACGGACCUGCAGACAGAAGCAGGAGCUGAGAACAAUAUGGACCCCAGUAAUGAGGAGGAUGACAGGAACCUGGACUCUGAACAGCAGACACACAGAAUAUCUAAAAGAAAGAGCCCUGAAAGGAAGGUAAAGAAAGGCGAAGGAGCAGAGAGGGAUUGUAAAGUGUGUGGAGUCGCGUUCAGGCACCUGGCGGCCUUGAUCCGACACUCCUGGAGUCACGUGGAGCAGCAGCAGGAUCUCUGUGGAGUCUGUGAGGAGACGUUUGAUUCUGUGGAAAAACUAAAGGAACAUCUAAGAACUCAUCUGAAAGUUUACAGAUGUGCCUUCUGCGGAAUAAAUUUUGUCUCGAUUUUACGUCUCAAGAAACACACGACUAGACACACAGUGAAACGUGUGGCUAGAUGUCAGGUUUGUAAGCAGACCUUCACUAAUAUGUCUGACCUGCACCAUCAUCGUCAGGUUCACAGGAAAGAGAAACCACACCAAUGUCACAUUUGUCUGAGGUCCUUUAAUCUGAAGGACAGGCUCUCAGUCCAGAGAGGGGAUUUCACCAAAGAAGGCAAAUACACUUGUGACGUUUGUAACAAGUCCUCAAAACCUUCAGCCUGUGAUCCAGGACCGCUUGAUCCACUCAGCAGGCUGGGUCCACAUCUGCAAAGUCUGAAAGAAACGCUGUAAGUGUUAGCAGAGCUCAACAUUCCCGGGUUGUCAUCAUCAGGGUUGACGGAGAAAACACCAUACGGACGCGUCAGCUGUCAUUCACAAGAGGAGGAGUUAUUGUUCCAGUCACGUCUUUUAUGCAGUGCUGAAAGCAAUCUCAUUGGUUGUCACAUCAGGUAAAGCAAAUAAUCAAUAGAGCAAGAAACUUUGACAAAUGAGAACAAAACAUAAACAUAAAUACAUAAACUUAUUCGGAGUGCAAAUAAGCAACUCAACAAUAAGCUAUAACUAUAGUUAUAGCUAU